AUGAAUCAAUUACAACAAAAUGGAGUACUUAGCGCACAAAGGAUUCAAGAUCUUGAAAAAAUUGAAAAAAUGAUUGUGGAGUUAUUAAAUGUAGCAGCUCAGGCCAUUAUGUGUUUAGCAUCAGACGGACAUGUUAACAAAGAUGCUAUUGAAGAGUCUAAACAUAGAAAGCUUAGUGAAAAAGAACAAAUUCAAAUGUUUGAUGACUUGACAAAAAAUUUUGGAGAAUUGAUAGAUAAAAUACAAAUUGGCUUACGUGUGCAAUUUCGUCAUAUGCGUAAUAUGGGGAUUACAGCUGGAGAUAUACCUUUUCGUACUGUUACCUAUGGUGAAGAAAAAGAAUAUGAAACUUGGUUGAAUGCAGCAAAAAUUUUAAGAAAAGAACUUGAAAAUUUGGUGGAUAUUGGAGUUGCAGCAGGAGAUUUAUCAGAUAUAAAAAAUGAAGUAAUGGAUAUUGAUGAGCAACAGGAACAUCAUGAUAAUAUCUAA
Messenger RNA from Entrophospora candida, 489 nucleotides. The record is from the annotation of a GenBank genome assembly. Lineage: Eukaryota; Fungi; Glomeromycota; Glomeromycetes; Entrophosporales; Entrophosporaceae.